AAGUCCACUUAAGAUAAGCAGUAGAUACCAAUAUAGUCAAUAAUAAUUAGAAAAUAUUUGAAAAAAAAAGUGACGGAAAACUCCGGAAUUCUUGAGGGCCGCGUUUGAGACGUUUCUUGUUAAAGUAAGAACAAAACUAUGAAUGAACUACAGUGUUUAGUUAGCACAAGGCACAUGAACAUGCUCAACAACAGAUAUAUGCUAAAAUCCUACAAAAAACCAUAUGUGCAUUCAGUGUGGAGAAAACUGUUUCAAGAUAUGAGAAGAUAUAUGACAUGUCCAUCACUAGCUAACAGAAAUGAUAUAUUCUGGACUGUAAAUGUGAUAUUAAUGAUUAUAGUUUUAUUAAUUUGCCCGUGUUCGGCUACACACACUUGGGAAACAACAGGAUGCCACAGAGUAGGUCACACUCGCCAGGUGCUUAUCCCAGACUGUGUAGUGUUUAAUGUGACAUUGAAUGCAUGUCGUGGCUAUUGUGAAUCGUUCGCCAUCCCUUCCCCGAGUAGAACGCUGAGAGCAAAUUCACAACACCUCAUCACAUCUAGAGCUGAAUGUUGCAGUAUAAAGGAAACACAUGAUGUGAAAGUAUUAGUCAAGUGCGUCGAGGGACUACGGGAGGUUGUUUUUAAAUCAGCACGAACUUGCGCUUGUUCCAUAUGUAGAAACUAGGCAGCCGAUUCCAACUGGUUGGAAAAAAUGAUUGAAUGGACAAAACGAUGAUAUUCUCCUACCGUGAUGAUUGUGGCAUCAAGGACAACUUUACGACUAUAUGAAUGCGUCAUCUACGAGAAAAGGCGAGGUUAAGA
This is a messenger RNA of Mya arenaria, 806 nucleotides long. RefSeq names its product thyrostimulin alpha-2 subunit-like. The transcript has 3 exons. NCBI's taxonomy places the organism in Eukaryota, Metazoa, Mollusca, Bivalvia, Myida, Myidae. Gene Ontology annotation, biological process: cell surface receptor signaling pathway. Gene Ontology annotation, cellular component: extracellular region. The record is from RefSeq and is a predicted model, not a curated record. Gene Ontology annotation, molecular function: hormone receptor binding; hormone activity. Bases 139 to 669 code for a protein of 176 amino acids.